AUGGCUGUCGACGUCGCCAAGAUCAUCUGUUCUCUCGCUGUGGUGCUUCUAGACGGAUCCGCCUGGCGGUUAUGGCGUAGCUGGCGAAUAAAAGAGUUCCUGCAGGGCUCCAUGGUGCCGGCCUUCGUGUACACGGUGCAGAACGUGCUUAUCAACAUCGCUUAUCGCCACCUGCACCCGGUCACCUUCGCCAUGCUGUCCCAGACGAAGCUUCUCUUCACCGCCCUCUUCAACUUCAUUUUCCUCAGGCAGAAGCAGUCCGUCCGGCAGGUCUUGGCCCUGCUCGCCAUGCUCGUAGCAGCUGUGCUCCUCUCCAUCGCCGACCAUUGGAUCUCCCAGGUAAAGGGCCGCAGCUCCUACCUGAUGACCAUUGAGAUGUCGUCGUUCAGCUUCUGCCUCCUCCUCGCCUCUCUCCUGCUGUUCCCAUCAUCGCACGACGCCGUACGCAUGAGGCAGCUCGGGUUCUUCCACGCCUGGACCCUCCUCUCCACAGUGCCCAUACUGACCAACGCACUGGCAGGCAUUCUGGUUGGGGUGGUGGUGCAGGUAUCUGGGGGACUUAAAAAGUACACUUUGUCCCCCUCCUGCCUUCGCCACGCUCCUGUCUUCUCCCCUCUCUCCUCCUCUCUUCCUCCCUCCUUCCCCCCACGUGCCCCACAAUCCACUGCAAUCCGUCCCUCUUCCCAUCCGCCUCGUCUCUCACUCCUCCCCUCCCCCAUUCGCCAGGGUUUCGUGAUGAUAAUAGCGCUGCUGGUGACGGCAGCAGCACAGCUUCUCCUUGAAGGGGAGCCUCCCCCGCUGCUGGUGUGGCUGGCGUUCCCCUUGGUAGUGGCCAGCACCCACAUGCAUGCAGCAUACCCGUAUGUGGAAAAGAAGGAUUUGGAUCGAAGGAAGGCAGAGUAG
Closterium sp. NIES-65 is the source of this 903-nucleotide messenger RNA. Lineage: Eukaryota; Viridiplantae; Streptophyta; Zygnematophyceae; Desmidiales; Closteriaceae. The record is from the annotation of a GenBank genome assembly.